This is a messenger RNA of Aspergillus versicolor CBS 583.65, 1080 nucleotides long. RefSeq lists its product as uncharacterized. The transcript has a single exon. The coding region runs from base 474 to 986 and encodes 170 amino acids. Lineage: Eukaryota; Fungi; Ascomycota; Eurotiomycetes; Eurotiales; Aspergillaceae. The record is from RefSeq and is a predicted model, not a curated record.
CUUCUAUGUAGCAUGAAAUUAUUGAAAUCGUGAUGCACCUUGAGUUUCUUUCUUUCUUUUUUUUUUUUUGCCUUGCUUCGUCUCCGAGCACGGGGCUGCAACAGCACAACAAUAUCACACAACGUUUUUUUUCCGAUGGCGGUACAAAUCGGUCAAUGGGAGACAAAAAGUGGGUAUUCGAUCAUGAAUGAUCAAAUCAUCGGGGUUGAUCUUGGGGAUUCCCGUCGUUGGAGCCGGGACGAUCGCGUAACAUCAUUCUGCUAGUCAUGCGAAGUUGGACAGAGGAUGUGCUGAAUUGUCCUGCAAGGGGUCGGGCAGGGAUGAUGACAAAAAUUAUGAGUCAAUCCAAUAACCCGCCUCGUAUUUCAAUUCUCCCGUGUUUGAGAGAUGUCUUCCCUGGCCAAAAACCGAGAGAACUGGAGAUGAGGAAAUUGGAAAAAGGGUACAGGUGAAGCUUACAAUUGUUUGGCCCGAUGGUCCCCGAUAUCACGCAGGUGAUCUUAUCAUAUCUGAUUCUUUCCCGUCGCAUUGUAACACUAGCGAUCUUAGUCCGGCUGCCCAUGCACGCCCCAAGAACUGUGAAUACUUUCGGGAGUGCGUUGCACAAGGGCGUCGCAUCUCAUAGCAGAACCAAGCAAAACCGCCGAUUCAGUGACAUGACUUCUCGUACUUCGAGUCAUCGCGGGGCCUAUGGAUCACGUGUAUUUAAUCCGUCUACCCAGGGUCUCUGGGCCGUCGCCUGGCUGCUCUGGGCUUGCCGGUCUCCCGUUUCUCCACUGCAUGGGGGGUGCAUUCUGUUUUGCCACUCACUCUCCGCCUCAUCACCACGACCCUCAGAGUCACAGCCACCUUCUCUGACCUGCAAAGCGCACCCUACACCCUGCAUUCCCCUUGACGCUCAAAACAACAAGACAACAAGGGCGCCAGCCGGCACCGCGCUCCACGUGUUUUGCGAGAUGAUAAAUCAAGAAUGCGCCCAUGGUUGACUCUCCAUUUCUUGUCAAUUUCCGACUUCUGAGGGGGCCCCGCAGCCUAUUUCUUCACCUUCAGUCGUUGGUUGAUUUCAAGAUAUUUCAAUCC